Messenger RNA from Galeopterus variegatus (Sunda flying lemur), 748 nucleotides. It is a transcript of the gene RAB3D, whose product is annotated as RAB3D, member RAS oncogene family. Gene Ontology annotation, molecular function: GTP binding; GTPase activity. Lineage: Eukaryota; Metazoa; Chordata; Mammalia; Dermoptera; Cynocephalidae. Gene Ontology annotation, biological process: protein secretion; protein localization to plasma membrane; regulation of exocytosis. The record is from RefSeq and is a predicted model, not a curated record. The transcript is spliced from 5 exons. Bases 89 to 748 code for a protein of 219 amino acids. Gene Ontology annotation, cellular component: synaptic vesicle; endosome; plasma membrane.
CCACGCGAGGUGACCCCCUCGGAGGGAGCGCCCCCAACCCCGCACCUCGGUGUUUCAGCAGGGCUCCCCCCAAGAGGCUCCUGCCAAGAUGGCAUCAGCUGGAGACCCCCCUGCGGGGCCCCGGGACGCGGCUGACCAGAACUUCGACUACAUGUUCAAGCUGUUGCUGAUUGGUAACAGCAGCGUGGGCAAGACGUCCUUCCUGUUCCGAUAUGCGGACGACUCCUUCACGCCCGCCUUUGUGAGCACUGUGGGCAUCGACUUCAAGGUCAAGACCGUCUACCGCCAUGACAAGAGGAUCAAGCUCCAGAUCUGGGACACGGCAGGUCAGGAGCGCUACCGGACGAUCACCACAGCCUACUACCGUGGGGCCAUGGGCUUCCUGCUCAUGUAUGACGUCGCCAACCAGGAGUCUUUUGCCGCCGUGCAGGACUGGGCCACGCAGAUCAAAACCUACUCCUGGGACAAUGCCCAGGUCAUCCUUGUGGGGAACAAGUGUGACCUGGAGGACGAGCGUGUCGUGUCUACCGAGGAUGGCCGGAGGCUCGCCGAUGACCUUGGUUUUGACUUCUUUGAGGCCAGCGCCAAGGAGAACAUCAACGUGAAGCAGGUCUUCGAGCGCCUGGUGGAUGUCAUCUGUGAGAAGAUGAAUGAGUCCCUGGAAGCCACCUCGAGCCCUGGCAGCAAUGGGAAAGCUCCAGCCCUGGGGGACGCCCCGCCCCCCCAGCCUAGCAGCUGCAGUUGCUAG